AUUAUCGAGAGACAACCAGAUAAAAUUUAAAAAAUAAUUAAAAUAAAAUUGAACGAACAACCGGAAUAAUCAGAGAGAAGCAAAGAGAGAAAGAAGAAAAGAACUCUGUUACAGUAGAGAGAGAAAGAGAGGAGAGAGAGAGAGAGCUCUCUUAGUGGUGAUGACGAUGGACAGAGAGAAGGAGAGAGAGAUAGAGCUCGAGAGUGCAAUGUACACUAACUGUUUGCUCUUAGGGUUGGAUCCGGCCGUAAUCGGAGUCGGAGGUUCCAACGGUACACCUCGGGUUGGACUCUUUCGUCACUCUAACCCUAAGUUGGGAGAACAGCUUCUUUACUUCAUUCUAUCAUCGCUUAGAGGACCAAUUCAAUCUGCAAAAGAUUUUGAUAAGGUUUGGCCAAUCUUCGAUUCGGCUCAAUCACGGGAUUUUCGUAAGGUUGUUCAAGGGAUUAUUAGUGAGCUUGAAUCGCAAGGGGCACUUCCGAGGAGCAAUUCCAGGGUUUCAUCCCUCGCUACGUGCUGUGGACCAAGGUUUGUAGAGCUCUUGUGGCAACUUUCUUUGCAUGCUUUGCGAGAGGUCCAUAGACGAACAUUUUCAUCUGAUGUGGCUUCUAACCCAUUACCAUCUUCGUUAACUGAUGUGGCCUUUUCUCAUGCUGCAACUCUACUUCCUGUGACAAAGGCUAGAAUAGCCCUUGAACGAAGGAGGUUUCUUAAGAAUGCAGAAACAGCAGUACAACGGCAGGCUAUGUGGUCAAAUUUGGCUCACGAAAUGACGGCAGAGUUUCGUGGUCUUUGUGCUGAAGAGGCUUAUCUGCAGCAAGAACUGGAAAAAUUACAUGAUUUGAGGAACAAAGUGAAGUUGGAAGGAGAACAUUGGGAUGAUCUUGUAUCUAGUUCAAGUCAAAAUUCUCAUUUAGUGUCUAAAGCUACUCGUUUGUGGGAGUCUAUAUUAUCACGCAAAAGUCAACACGAAGUUCUUGCUUCUGGUCCUAUUGAGGAUUUAAUAGCUCACCGGGAGCAUAGGUACCGAAUAUCUGGAUCUUCUUUACUUGCAGCUAUGGAUCAGAGUUCUCAGGUUCCCUAUCCAGAUGCAUCAACUGCCCAAUCUGGUGAGCUCACUUCAUCACAUUUGGAUGAAGUAGACCAAAGUGAUGGAUCAUAUAUCACCACGAAUGGAGAAAGGAUGAAUAAUGGCUUAGAUGCAUCUGUUUCACAAGCAAAUGAUGAAACACUUUCUCGAGCAGAGGAAAGAAGUGGAAGAGCCCAAACAACUGUUGAUGUAGCUGAAAUUAUCAGGCGUUGGACACAUGCCUUGCAGCGCAUUCAUAAACAAUCACUUCAUUUGGCAAAAGCUAAUGAUGGAGAGGGUCCUGAAAUUUUACGAAGUUCUCAUGAUGGUGGUUCAAGUGGUCAUGCAGAAUCUUUAGCUACGACUCUUGCAGAACAUCAGCAACACUUAGCUAGCUUUCAGGUUCUCAUCAAUCAACUAAAAGAAGUUGCCCCAACAAUACAGAAUUCAAUAUCAGAGUGUACAGAGAAAGUAAAUAGUAUUUCUACCAAUCUGCCUCCAAUGGUUAAACGUCCUGGUCGUUCAACCUCACCUAGUCAAGCACAUAGCAGCAGGACUAUGGAAAGUAGUACGGAUGAUAUUGCUGAGGUGGCUUCAAAAAUGUCCAAUGUUCAGAUUGAGAAGAUUUCGGCCAGUCCUCCUGCUUUGAAGCUCCCACAGUUAUUCACUUUGACACCGAAUUCUUCUGGAAAGAGUGGAUAUACACAUAAGCGUUACACUUCAACUCCUCAAACUAACCAAGUAGAAAGCCAGCCAGAAAGAAAAUCUUUGGAGCAGCCUUUGUCAAAUAAUCAUACAGAUAAUUUACCACAAGAUAAUGAUAAUUUUUAUGUCCAAGAUUUAAAAAGAGCUGUUAGAGAAGCUGCUUUGUCAACUCAAUCUUUGAAUUCAGAAACACCAGGGGACAAUCUUUCAGAAGAGAGUUCUGAGCACUUCUUUUUACCUCUAUCAUCAUCUGGUUUCUCACGUAUUAGCCCUGAAUUAAAAGGACCUUCAAUGAGAAGUCAGACAACCAGGAGCAAAAGGUUGUUUGCAACUCAAAAAGAUUCUUCCGUGCUUGAAAAUCGUGUCUCUGAUGCACAUACCGAAAGCAAAUAUGAUGAGUUUUCUGACGUUUUAAAUGGUUUGGAUUCACUUCGUGAUUUUGACCAAGUAAAUGGAUUUUUUUCGGUUGCUGGCUCAAAUGGUACUGCUUCUGAUGGACAAAGAUCAUUCUAUGACACUGAUGAAGCUCACGAUCAGGUCUUUUCACCUCCUCUGCUAAUGGACUCAUCACUGCUAGCAGAUACUUAUGAGGACUUACUUGCCCCACUCUCAGAAACCGAAACAGCCUUGAUGGAACAUUGAGAUAAUAUUCUUUUUGAGCAAACUUGCUUAAGGUUUGUUGAUGAGAUGAUUUUGGUUACCUACAUCAUAGUAUUGUUCCCCAUUGCUCGGAAUAUUCUCUUGUUACUCGUGUUUGUCAGCUGACAUGGUCCUGCCAUUGGUUUACGCCUUUUCUGAUCCUUGUUGACAUAUGUAAAUUUUGUUUCUCAUGCUUGCAUGGUUGGUAUGAGUAAAUAUGAAGCAACUAGAAGUGAGUUUACACAUUCUUCAUAGAUUUUCGGUAAACCUGCUAGAAUAUGCAGAAAAUUCAAACUCCAACCAGCACCGGCAGCCAAGCACAGGUUAUGCAGAGAAUUCCUCUGGAUAUGUUUGUAGGUGUUAUAAGUUAAAAAGAAUACGAUGAUUGUAAUUUCUUAGCUCUGAUUGGUAUCAGGUUAGCAAAUCCGGUUUCCCUAGCUCCUUCUUUGUUUCUAUGAACUGCCCAAUUUGAUUAUUGGACUGAUUUUCAUAUUAUAUAUCCCAUAAAUUGUGUCUUACA
This is a messenger RNA of Cannabis sativa, 2933 nucleotides long. RefSeq names its product AUGMIN subunit 6. Bases 161 to 2416 code for a protein of 751 amino acids. Gene Ontology annotation, cellular component: HAUS complex; mitotic spindle microtubule. NCBI's taxonomy places the organism in Eukaryota, Viridiplantae, Streptophyta, Magnoliopsida, Rosales, Cannabaceae. The transcript has 13 exons. Gene Ontology annotation, biological process: spindle assembly. The record is from RefSeq and is a predicted model, not a curated record. Gene Ontology annotation, molecular function: microtubule binding.